Molecule: messenger RNA, 1284 nt
Organism: Elephantulus edwardii (Cape elephant shrew)
Lineage: Eukaryota; Metazoa; Chordata; Mammalia; Macroscelidea; Macroscelididae
Gene: NEU3
Product: sialidase 3 (membrane sialidase)
Exons: 2
Biological process (GO): ganglioside catabolic process; oligosaccharide catabolic process
Cellular component (GO): cytoplasm; membrane; lysosome
Molecular function (GO): exo-alpha-sialidase activity
Source: RefSeq, a predicted model, not a curated record
AUGGAAGAAGUGACAUCAUCCUUCUCCACCAGCCCUCUGUUCCAGCAGGAAUACAAGAGAGGGAUCACCUACCGAAUCCCAGCCUUGCUCUACAUCCCCCCUGCCCAAACCUUCCUGGCUUUUGCAGAGAAGCGUUCUUCGUGCAAGGAUGAGGAUGCACUUUACCUGGUGCAGAGGCGAGGGUUGAGGACUGGGCACGUUGUACAGUGGGGGCCCCAGGAGUCACUGAUGACAGCCACUAUGCCUGGGCACCGGACCAUGAACCCCUGCCCUGUGUGGGAGAAGAAGAGUGGCUGUGUAUACCUAUUCUUCAUCUGUGUGCGGGACCACAUCACUGAGCGGCAGCAGAUAGUGUCCGGCAGGAAUGCUGCACGCCUCUGCUUCACCUGCAGUCAGGAUGCUGGAUGCUCGUGGAGCGAGGUGAGGGACCUGACUGAGGAGGUCAUCGGCCCCGAGAUGAAGCACUGGGCCACGUUUGCUGUGGGCCCAGGUCAUGGCAUCCAGCUGCAGUCAGGAAGGCUGAUCAUCCCUGCCUACACCUACUACAUUCCUUACUUUUGCUUCAGGCUACCUUGUAAAACCAGACCUCAUUCUCUGAUGAUCUACAGUGAUGACCUAGGUACUACAUGGCAUCAUGGCAGGCUCAUUAAGCCCACAGCAACAGUGGAGUGUGAGGUGGCAGAAGUGAUUGGGGAGGCUGGCCACCCUGUGCUGUAUUGCAGCGCUCGGACAUCGUGUAGACACCGGGCCGAGGCUCUCAGCACCAACCAUGGUGAAUGCUUUCAGAAAUCCACCCUGAACCACCAGCUCUGUGAACCCCGGCACGGCUGCCAAGGCAGCGUGGUGAGUUUUCAGCCCCUGAAGAUCCCACAUAAAUACCAGCACCCAAGUGGCAAAGGUGAUCCUGCUGUUCAACAGAGCCCUCCAUCAGACAGCUCACUGAGGCUGGAGCAGGAAGCUGGAACACUGUCUGAAUCAUGGCUCUUGUACUCACACCCAACUAAUAAGAAGCGAAGGGUCAACCUAGGCAUCUACCUCAACCAGGCCCCCUUGAAGUCCACUUACUGGUCCCGUCCCUGGAUCUUGCACUAUGGGCCUUGUGGCUACUCUGAUAUGGCUUCUGUGGAGGAGGAGGGCUUGUUUGGGUGCUUGUUUGAGUGUGGAAUCAAGGAGGAUUGUGAGCAGAUUAGCUUCCGCCUGUUUACAGUGCAAGAGAUCCUGAGCCAUGUGCAGGGAGAAUGAACAAGCCCUGGUGAGAACCAGAAGUUACUAAAGCCUCCAUAG